AUGGCAAUGGCUGAGGGAAGAAAUAGCACUAUAGUUACCAGGUUUAUCCUAUUGGGAUUCUAUGAAUUUCCAAGGCUUACAAUCAUCCUCUUUUCAAUAUUCCUAUGGAUCUACCUCAUGUCAGUGUCCUGGAUCUGAGUCAGGAUAAAUGCCUACCUGCACACAUCCAUGUAUUUCUUCGUCAAUAAACUUGCCUUCCUAGAUGUUUGCUAUAUUUCCUCCAUAGCUCCCAAGACACUCUCAGAUUUCUUCAAGAAGCAGAAAUCUAUCUCCUUCAUGGGCUGUGCCAUGCAAUACUUCUUCUUCUCUAGCCUGGGUCUGACUGAGUGCUGUCUCCUGACAGCCAUGGCUUAUGAUAGAUAUGCUGCCAUUUGUAAGCCUCUGCUCUACACAGCUAUCGUGUCUCCUAUACUCUGUGUGCAGAUGGUGGCAGGAUCUUAUAUAGCUGGAUUGUUUGGUUCAUUUAUACUAUUGUGUGUUUUAUUUCAGUUCCAUUUCUAUGGACCAAAUGUCAUUAACCAUAUCUUCUGUGACCUGCCCCAACUGCUGAUCCUAUCCUGCUCUGACACCUUUUUUUUUCAAGUCAUAAUGCCUGUGGUCACAGUGAUCUUUGGGCUCACCUCUGUCCUGGUUAUCAUGAUAUCCUAUGGUUAUAUCAUUGCCACCAUCCUGAAGAUCACUUCAGCAGAAGGCAGGUCCAAGGCCUUCAACACCUGUGCUUCUCACCUGACCGCAGUGACCCUCUUCUUCGGCUCAGGCAGCUUUGUCUAUAUGUGCUCUAGCUCUGAUGAUUCUCUGAGCUCGAACAAGCUGGUUUCUGUUGUAUAUGCUGUUAUAAUCCCCAUGUUAAAUCCACUGAUCUAUAGCCUGAGAAACAAGGAAAUCAAGGGUGCACUCAACAGUUGGAAGAAGAGAAUAUUCUCCUGGACUUUUUGA
Hipposideros armiger (great roundleaf bat) is the source of this 936-nucleotide messenger RNA. Its product is annotated as olfactory receptor 1440-like. Gene Ontology annotation, cellular component: membrane. Gene Ontology annotation, molecular function: G protein-coupled receptor activity; olfactory receptor activity. Gene Ontology annotation, biological process: G protein-coupled receptor signaling pathway. Lineage: Eukaryota; Metazoa; Chordata; Mammalia; Chiroptera; Hipposideridae. The transcript has a single exon. The record is from RefSeq and is a predicted model, not a curated record.